Ambispora gerdemannii is the source of this 2541-nucleotide messenger RNA. NCBI's taxonomy places the organism in Eukaryota, Fungi, Glomeromycota, Glomeromycetes, Archaeosporales, Ambisporaceae. The record is from the annotation of a GenBank genome assembly.
AUGGCCCAAGUUCAGUCAUCUUCGUCACCGCCAAGCGAUGCUCGAAAAACUGUGGGUAAACCAACACACAUCAGAGCAAACUUCUACCCUGUGGAAAUGCUGCCCUCUUUAAAAAUCCACCAUUAUGAUGUCUCUAUCACGCCUGACGUUUUUCCGAGGCUAAACCGGCUAGUGUACGAUAAUUUUGUUCGUAUUCACGGUGCAGUCGCGUUUGGAGACAGUAAACCUGUUUACGAUGGUCGCAAGAAUUUAUUUGCGGCAAAGAAAUUGCCUUUGCAAGAUGCCUGUAGUUAUAUUCUAACUUUACCCGAGGAAGAUGGCAGUGCCCAACGAUCGAGACGUCCUCCUCGCCGUUUUGAAGUUAAGAUUAAAGGAACAAGUCAGAUUCAAAUGCGAGAACUACAAGCUUUCUUGCAUGGCGACAGUCAACUAACACCUUCUUGCUUGACUGCUAUCAUGGCAUUGGAUGUGUUGAUCAGACACAAGCCUUCUAUGACUUAUGCUACUGUCGGUCGUUCGUUUUAUACAUCGGACAGUUCCCAGCAUUUGUAUGGUGGUGUCGAAGUAUGGCAAGGAUAUUAUCAAUCUGCUCGACCAACCACCGGAAAAAUGAUGAUAAACAUCGACGUGAGCGCCACUGCUUUCUAUGAAGGCGGACCACUGGUUCCAAUUGUUGUCAAGGCAUUGGGAAGGAGGUCUCCCGACGAUCUUCGAAGAGGAAUCGACGAGCGCGAUAGAGUCAAGCUUGAAAAGUUUCUAAAGAAUUUGAAAAUUCGAGUUAGUCAUCGUGGUAAAGAGGUCUCUCAUCGUCGAUUCCGAAUCAAUAAAUUAACUGAGAAAUCCGCCAACCAAACUGUAUUUCAACUAAAUAAUGAACCUGUGGAUGUAGUGACUUAUUUUUUAAGGGUUUACAAUUUUCGUCUUGCGUACCCAUUUAUGCCGUGUGUGGUAGUCAGACGAGAUAUAUUUUUGCCAAUGGAAGUCUGUAAUGUUAUCGAGGGGCAGCGAUACUUAAGAAAACUUAAUGAAAAACAAACGGCAGAUAUGAUCAAAUCUACUUGUCAACCGCCUCACAUUAGAGCAAACAAAAUCAAUGCUGGCUUGAAGAUUUUGAACUAUCGUGAAAACGAAUACUUGAAAGAAUUUGGAAUAAAGAUCGGGCAUGAAAUGGUCCAGCCACCAGCCAGAAUCCUCCCAGUUCCUACCAUAAACUACCAUCCUUCUUCUCGCAAUCAUUCUUUUCAACCACGAGAUGGUGUUUGGAAUCUUCGCGAUAAAAAAGUGGCCACAGGAGCUACUCUUGGAGCAUGGGCUGUCAUUGUAUUUGGAUCAGAACAUGAAUUUCCCAUUCAGUCGAUCAGACAUUUUGUGCGGGAACUUGUCAUUAUAUGUGUUGAUACUGGGAUGAAUGUUCCAAACAAAGACCCGCUAAUUUCGUAUGCUAAUCCUCAAGCAAACAUCACCGAAAUUAUGAAACAAACAUGGUUAAAUGCGGGAAACACAGCCAAAGCACAACCUCAAUUGCUCUUCUGCAUCCUUCCAAAUACCGGAAUGCAACUCUAUUCCGAGAUCAAACGCGUCGGGGAUACAUUGAUUGGUGUUGCCACUCAGUGUUGUCAAAGUAAACAUAUAAUCACAGCCAAAAAACAGUACUGCGCCAACAUUUGUAUCAAGAUUAAUGUUAAGUUGGGAGGAAUGAAUUCGUUCUUAACGCCUGUUGACAUUGAAUUUGUUUCAGAGAGACCGACAAUUAUUAUGGGUGCUGAUGUGUCGCAUCCUGGCCCAGGUGAAAAUAAGGCUUCAAUUACAUCUGUUUGUGGUUCUAUGGACUCCAGAGCUUCACGAUAUUCCGCAGUUACACGCAUGCAAAACGCUCGGGCUGAGAUCAUCGCAGAUCUCAGUAGUAUGGUCAAAGACAUACUGAAGAUUUUUUACCAGACUUGCGGAAGAAAACCAGAACGAAUUCUUUUCUAUCGUGAUGGCGUUUCAGAAGGACAAUUUAGUGCAGUUUUGGAAAACGAGCUGAAAGGAAUUCAAGAAGCCUGUGGGUCUCUAGAAGAAACAUACAAUCCACCAAUAACUUUUGUGGUAGUCCAAAAAAGACAUCACACACGAUUCUUCCCAGUAACGAAAAACGAUGCAGAUCGCACCGGCAAUUGCCAUACUGGAACUGUGGUCGACGCGAUGAUCACACAUCCUGAUGAAUAUGAUUUUUAUCUUCAAAGUCAAGCUGGGUUACAAGGAACUUGUCGUCCUUGCCAUUAUCAAGUAUUAUAUGACGAGAAUAGAUUGGGUCCAGACCGUUUACAAUUACUUUCUUAUAAUUUAUGUUAUGUCUACGUGCGAUGCACCAGAUCAGUAUCAAUGGUGCCACCUGUCUACUACGCACACUUAGCCUGCUUACGAACACGCUUCCAUAUGCACAGUAUUAAUGAUUCCUUUUCCGAAACCUCUUCCACAGCUGAAACUGAGGAAGGAGGUCAAAGAAGUAGUUUUGUCGCGGUAAAACCCGAGCUUCAAAGGGUCAUGUAUUUCAUGUAA